AUGACCGCACGAAUGGAUUUCACCGACCGGGCCCAGAAGGCCGUGGAGGAUGCCAUGACGCUGGCCGAGCAGUACGGUCACUCCCAGCUCCUCCCCGUCCAUCUGGCCGUGUCGCUGCUUGACCCCCCGGUCGACCAGUCCAAGGACCAGCAGAACGGCCCGCCCCAGUCCAACGUCACUCUUUUCCGGCAAGUCAUCGAGCGCGCCCACGGUGACCCCCAGCUCUUUGACAGAGCCCUCAAGAAGUCGCUGGUCCGCCUUCCCAGUCAAGACCCCCCGCCCGAGCAGGUCUCGCUUUCACCAUCCUUCCACAGCGUCCUGCGAAAGGCGAUGGAGCUGCAAAAGGUCCAGAAGGACACUUACAUAGGUGUCGACCACCUCAUCACCGCGCUGUCCGAGGACGGCAACAUUCAGACGGCUCUGAGGGAAGCCAACAUCCCCAAGGCCAAGCUCGUCCAGGAUGCCGUCACGGCCAUCCGAGGAACCAAGCGCGUCGAUAGCAAGACUGCCGACACCGAGCAGGAAAACGAGAACCUGGCCAAGUUCACAAUCGACAUGACCGCCAUGGCCAGGGACAAGAAGAUCGACCCGGUCAUUGGCCGAGAGGAAGAGAUCCGCCGAGUUGUGCGGAUUCUGUCUCGGCGAACCAAGAACAACCCCGUCCUCAUUGGUGAACCAGGUGUCGGCAAGACCACCGUCGUCGAAGGUCUCGCUCAACGCAUAGUCAACCGCGACGUCCCCGACAACCUGAAGCACUGCAAGCUGCUCUCGCUUGAUGUCGGCGCACUUGUUGCCGGCAGCAAGUAUCGCGGAGAGUUCGAAGAGCGCAUGAAGGGAGUCUUGAAAGAGAUUGAAGACUCCAAGGAAAUGAUUGUCCUCUUCGUCGACGAAAUUCAUCUCCUCAUGGGCGCUGGUUCGUCUGGUGAGGGCGGUAUGGAUGCCGCCAACUUGCUCAAGCCGAUGCUUGCUCGCGGCCAGCUGCACUGCAUUGGCGCGACCACGCUCGCCGAGUACCGCAAGUACGUCGAGAAGGAUGCCGCCUUUGAGCGUCGCUUCCAGCAGGUUCUCGUUAAGGAGCCAACAAUUCCCGAAACCAUCUCCAUCCUUCGUGGCCUGAAAGAGCGGUAUGAUCGACACCACCGCGUCACCAUCCUCGACAGUGCGCUUGUGGCGGCCGCCAACCUGGCUGCUCGCUAUCUCACAUCCAGGCGGAUGCCCGACUCUGCUAUUGACUUGGUCGACGAAGCCGCCGCCGCUGUGCGCGUCGCGCGGGAGUCUCAACCCGAAAUCAUUGAUUCUCUCGAUCGCAAGCACAGGCAGCUGAUGAUUGAGAUCGCCGCCUUGGAGAAGGAACACGAUGAGGCGUCCAAGACUCGACUGCAGCAGGCCAGAAAGGAUGCCAAGAACGUCGAAGAAGAGCUUCAGCCACUUCGCGAGAAAUACCAAAACGAGAUCAAGCGAAGCGAGGAGAUCCACCAGGCCAAGAUCAAGCUCGACGACCUCGAGAAGCGACUGGAGGAUGCAAGCAACAUGGGCCAGCACGCAAAGGCUGCCGAUCUCCAGUACGGCGCUAUCCCAGAGCAAAAGGCCGUGAUUAAGGAUCUCGAGGCCCGCAAGGCCGCUGCCGACGCUGCUCUCAACGCCAGUGGUGCGGAUAAUGACGGAUCCAUGGUCACGGAUAUUGUCACCGCCGAUCAUAUCAACGAGAUUGUGGCUCGCUGGACCGGAAUUCCCGUCACCCGGCUUCGCACUUCGGAGAAGGAGAAGCUGAUCAACAUGGAAAAGGUUCUCGGAAGAGUCGUUGUCGGCCAGAAGGAGGCGGUCCAAUCCGUGGCCAACGCCAUCCGGCUGCAGCGCUCCGGCUUGAGCAACCCCAACCAGCCUCCGAGCUUCCUCUUCUGCGGCCCGUCUGGUACGGGUAAGACGCUUCUCACCAAGGCCUUGGCGGAAUUUCUCUUCGAUGAUGCCAAGGCCAUGAUUCGAUUCGACAUGUCCGAGUACCAGGAGCGACACGCCCUUAGCCGCAUGAUUGGUGCUCCGCCAGGCUACGUCGGACACGAUGCAGGCGGCCAGCUCACGGAAGCUCUGAGGCGCAAGCCCUUCUCCAUUCUCCUGUUCGACGAAGUUGAGAAGGCCGCCAAGGAAGUCCUGACCGUGCUCCUGCAGCUCAUGGACGACGGCAGAAUCACCGAUGGCCAAGGCAGAGUUGUCGACGCAAAGAACUGCAUUGUCGUCAUGACAUCGAACCUGGGCGCCGAGUAUCUCACCCGACCCGGAGCCAAGGAGGGCCGCGUCGAUCCGUCUACCAAGGAGCUCGUCAUGGGGGCUCUCCGCAACUACUUCCUCCCCGAGUUCCUCAACAGAAUCAACUCUGUUGUUAUCUUCAACCGCUUGACGCGCAAGGAGAUUCGCAAGAUUGUCGACAUUCGGAUACACGAAAUCCAGAAGCGACUCGAAGAUAAUGGCAGAAAGGUCAAGAUCGACGUUUCCGACGAAGCCAAAGACUAUCUGGGCAAUUCCGGAUACUCACCCGCGUACGGCGCUCGUCCUCUGUCCCGCCUGAUCGAAAAGGAGGUGCUCAAUAGGCUCGCCAUCCUCAUCCUUCGGAACAGCAUCCGCGACGGCGAGAUUGCACGGGUUGAGCUCAUCGACGGCAAGAUUGCGGUCCUCGCUAACCAUCCCGACAGCGAGGGUGAUGAUGAGAUGCUGGACGACGAGGACGAGGACGCGGUCGACGAGCUGGUGGCGGACACCAUGGAUGAGGAUAUUUAUGAUUAA
Purpureocillium lilacinum is the source of this 2778-nucleotide messenger RNA. RefSeq names its product heat shock protein hsp98. Gene Ontology annotation, cellular component: cytoplasm. The record is from RefSeq and is a predicted model, not a curated record. Gene Ontology annotation, molecular function: ATP binding; ATP hydrolysis activity. Gene Ontology annotation, biological process: cellular response to heat. NCBI's taxonomy places the organism in Eukaryota, Fungi, Ascomycota, Sordariomycetes, Hypocreales, Ophiocordycipitaceae.